AUGGAGCUCAUGCGCUGCAAAGGCUGCGAGAUGGACAGUUAUUGCUCGAGAGAGUGUCAACAAAAGGAAGAAGUACGACGCGUGACGGGCGACACUCGCGAAUGGGGUCGAUUCACGCGCUGGCUAGAGUACCAUCACACCUCGCUCAUCAACACUGCUCUCGCGGCUUACAACGCGAUCGGCCCUCACGCGCAUGAGAGCUGCGUUCUGUUCAUACAUCUCGUCCAUGUCAAGUGCGAGGUCCAUGAGAACUGCAAUCAUCUCCCAUACGAGCGCAGCUUACAGGCCCAAGCAAUCUAUCUCGUACAUCGAGACAGCCAAGCUGGCCGCAUGUACGAGAACGUCUUCAGAAGGCGGGACGAAGCCCAGCUACUUAGCCGUCAGGAGCACGGAGCGUCCUAUGCUGGUACCGGCGCGUACUUACUCUUGCGGACGUACGCGGAGGGCACCCCGGACGAGGCGGUCAUCCUUUACUCGAAGUACUUCGGAUACGACAAGUACCACGCACAGGCUCGUCCCAUCGGUGACCCGAUGAAGCUCCUGGGAGCCAAUAUCAAUGAGGGGAAGCGCCCGAGGUUCUGCUGUGGGAAGUUCGUGGAAGCGAUGAGCGGUGAAGUGUGCUGCUGUGGCGGCUGGACGCACGCAAACACGACGGAGGGUCAGUCGAGCGAGGUCGACUAA
Peniophora sp. CBMAI 1063 is the source of this 681-nucleotide messenger RNA. The record is from the annotation of a GenBank genome assembly. NCBI's taxonomy places the organism in Eukaryota, Fungi, Basidiomycota, Agaricomycetes, Russulales, Peniophoraceae.